GGUAUGGGCCCGUUUAGUAGCCUGGGCCACGUAAAUUUCCGAAAACAUUGAUAAAAGGUAGGCGCGGAAGCGGGCCCUCGCUUAUUCGAAUCGAAACUCAGUGUUUACCACCUAUUCAUUCCCGCUGUUUUGAAGCCCUCUUUUAUUUUUUCCGCCAUUGAUAGUUUUUGUUGCUGCUCAAUUAUGUCUACUACUGCCGGUGAAAACGUCGAUCUCAAUUUAUCACUAGCAACACCACUUCUUCUAAGAUCAUCGCCUUCUCCUUCCGCCAUUGCUGUAACAGCCAACUCACCUUGCCGGAGCCAUCACCGUUUCCUCCCGAAUAUUUGCUCGGAGUCAAUCGCCGUCUCCGGAAAUCCUCGUGCAUCUCCUACAUUCGUUUUUGCUCCGAAAAAUGAAAUUGAAAAGUCUAAGGAAUACAAUUGUGGAUAUGGUCUUAGUAAGAGGAGUCCUGCAGCCAACUAUUCUCCCCUUCAACAAGCAGCUAGUGCACGUACUAAACAACCCGGUAAAGGCAAGGCUUCUAGAGAUAUCAUUGCAGCUGCCAAAGGAAUAAAUGCGGAUGUACUUGAUAACCUGAAUUUAGGUGUCAGCUAUCGAUAUGACAACUCUUUAGGCUUGUUGACAAAGAAAUUCAUUAGUUUGCUUCAGGAGGCUGAUGAUGGAACUCUUGAUUUGAACCAUUCUGCAGAUGUUUUGGAGGUGGCAAAGAGGAGAAUCUAUGAUAUCACAAAUGUCCUUGAGGGAAUUGGACUAAUUGAGAAAACUACAAAGAGUCGCAUACGUUGGAAAGGGUUCCGGUCAACCAAAUCUCAAGGGCUGGAUAAUCAAGUAUCUACACUGAAGGGAGAAAUUGGAUAUCUAAAUGCAGAGGAUUGCCGACUUGAUAACUGCAUAAGGGAAAAACUAGAGCAAAUAAGGACCCUGGAAUCUGAUGUGAAUUGUCAGAAGAGCCUCUUUCUGACUGAGGAAGAUAUCACAAGCUUGCCUCAUUUCAGGGGUAAAACUAUUAUUGCUAUAAAAGCUCCAUAUGCUAGUUCCAUUGAAGUUCCUGAUCCAUGUGAGGAUAUUGAUUUGGAGAGGCAGUAUAAGCUUAUUCUUAGAAGCACAACAGGGCCGAUAGAUUUGUUUCUCUUGAGCAAACAGGGUAGGCAACAUGAGGACAUAACCAUCAAACAUGAGAAGCCCUUGGAUGCUGUGUCUGCUGAAAAAAAGAUGGAUGAUGCUUACCUAUCCCCAGUGCGUCCUUGCUCUUUAGAUUCAACGGCCUCAAAGCUCUCGGGUGUUCACAAAAUAGUACCUUCUCAUAACAGUAUAGAUGAUGAUUACUGGCUGCGCUCGGAGGAGGAGGUCAGCGCUACUGCUCUGUGGGGCAUUGAAUAAUCUUAAAAAUGGAGUGGCCUAGUUACAAAUUCCAUAUAUGGAUUCCAGAAGAUAUACACAAAAUAAGGCUUCUUACAAACCUGUAAAUAUCUUUUGAAAGUUAAAAAGCUUUACAUAUCUCUAGCCAGAUUAUAGUAAGAAAUAACUGGUUUCAGGGAAAUUCCUGCAACUUUUGCGUAUAAUUAUGCGGUUCACAGGAAUAUGAGUCUUAAGAAUAACCAAUUUUGGGAAUUGGGAUUAGCCUUAGAUAUGACUUCAUUGAACAAGUUUUGUGGGCUGUUAAGUUAUUGUUGCUUGACAGCAGCUCAUGCUAAACAUUGAAUGAUUCUGGGUAAUAUUGAAGUGAACUGUGAUAUUUAAACAAUUUUGUGACACUUAAA
Molecule: messenger RNA, 1763 nt
Organism: Solanum dulcamara
Lineage: Eukaryota; Viridiplantae; Streptophyta; Magnoliopsida; Solanales; Solanaceae
Product: transcription factor E2FC
Exons: 13
Coding region: 184-1383 (399 amino acids)
Biological process (GO): regulation of transcription by RNA polymerase II
Cellular component (GO): RNA polymerase II transcription regulator complex
Molecular function (GO): protein dimerization activity; RNA polymerase II cis-regulatory region sequence-specific DNA binding; DNA-binding transcription factor activity, RNA polymerase II-specific
Source: RefSeq, a predicted model, not a curated record